AUGCAAAAUAAUAAUGGGACUUUGUUAGCUAUCAUGGUAAAAGUGAGAGUGAUUGAUUAUAGACUGUAGAAAUCACUUAAGAUGAGAGAGAUUAAAUCUACAUUUAUGAAAAUGAUGAUCCUAGAGAUUUAGGGAUAACAUUUGCAUCUAAACAUGACCUCCCAGGACGUUAUCUAUUGAAGUUAAUUGAUAGCAUUUCGUAACAUAAAAAAUAAGCAUAACACACUGUUAAUAAUGAGUAGAAGAUUAUUAAUGAUCAAAAGUCAAAUUAUUUUAGAAAUUCUACGAAUUCAACACCUUAUAAGUAGAAUAGUCAAAUUUCUACUUAAAGUUGUUAAAAAAAGACUCCUUUAUUAAGUAAUAGAUCACAUUGUAGAGAUUUCUCAUAAGAUGGUAAUAUUUAUACAUUUAUAAUUAGUUACUAAAAUUAUUAGAGAUAAUAGUACUAGAUAAAUUAAACAAUUGAAAACUAGAGAUGAAAAUGAAUUAACUUUCACUCCUUAGAUUAAUAAGAAUUCAGAAUAAAUUGUUGUAAUACUUAUUAUACAAUAUUAUAGAAAUAAAAAUAAAUAGAUAAUAGUGUUGAAUAAAGACUAAUUAAUUAUGGUAAAAGAAAAGAAAUAAAAUUAUAAGAAUUGAGAAUGUAAAAACAACACUCACAAGAUUAGUAAAAUAAAUCAUUUACUUAUCAUCCUAAAACUACUUAGAGAUCACAUGAGAUUUUAAAUGAGAAAAGCUAGAGUAAAACAUAUAAAGAUAUUUAUAACAAAUAACCAGAGUAUUAAUGCAAUUACAAAUUUAGUAAUAAUAAUUCUUAUGUAUUAAAUUUACCAUGUGCCGAUCAAGGUAUAGUUUAAUAAGUUUGGAGAGCAUCCUUAAAGAAACUGUUCAAUAUGCUUGAUAAAGAAUAAAAAGGUGAAUUAAAUACUGAACAAGUUGACUUAUCCUAGAUGAGUUAUGAGAUGUUACAAAUAGUUGCUCCUGUUUUGCUUAUAAUGGAAGAAAGAGGAGGAACUUUCAAAUUCGAUAUAUUUGCUAAAGAGGUCACCAAUUACUGUGUCAAACACAACUUUGUUGAAAAUUUAUUUUCAUUACUAUUAUAAUGA
Messenger RNA from Paramecium sonneborni, 1106 nucleotides. Lineage: Eukaryota; Ciliophora; Oligohymenophorea; Peniculida; Parameciidae. The record is from the annotation of a GenBank genome assembly.